CGAACAGUGAAGUCCACACACGAAUUGAGUGACAACGUGGUCGAAAUUAUUAGGGCUGGUUCCCGUCUGUUUAAUUAAGUAGUUUUUGAAGUUUGAAUCAAGUAUUUUAAUUUUUAGUUUCGAAGUACCAAUAAGUAUUGGAAAUCGAUCAUCAUGGCGAGUUCCUACUCGCCCUUGUCUUCAAUACUGAAGUCCUCCGCAUUGAAUGUGCCAAAUAAGAAACUGACCCAACCAUUGCAAGUCAGAUUUGAUUCGCUUGUUACCAUUGACGUGGUUUCUAUCCUAAAGGACUAUAUAGAAGGGCGAAAUGAUGUGAAAUACUCUCAGUUACUGAACCUAAAAAAUGAUCCCAAUGUUAAUGAUGCAUUUUUACUUCUGAUUCUUCAACAAAUCAACAAUGCUAUUAGCCUUCUUGUUCCUAAAGUUGAACAGUUUGUGUAUGCAUUGCUAAAUAUAUCGUGGACCACAAGACCACCAGCAGUACUUGAUGAAUAUUUAAGUUUUGUCCAGACACUAGUCUCAGCACACACAUAUUAUUGUAAACCAGUAGUUAAGAUGCUAGUCUCAAAUCUAACAUUGAAUCCAGACACUGAAUUGGCUACUAGACAUGUCCAUGAUCUUUUGAGAAGAAUUCUUGAGCUUAUACCUUUGUCUCAAAGGAUUGUACUUGAUUGCUUAAAUGAUGGUUUUCCUUACAUUGGUUCAGGAUGUGCUGAACAAGUGAAUUACGUCAGGAAUCUUCUAGUGUUUGCUGAGUACCAUGUAAAUGCUAGAUCCUACAUUUUAAACAUUAUCACUGGAAGAAUGAUAAAAUUGGACAGCAGAGUUCCAAUAGAAGACCUGCUGAAAUCAUUUGGUCUUACAAUUAAUCUUGAUACUUCGGUCAAUAACCAAGCAGUUCAAACUCUUGACGAAAUGAUGAAAGUUAUGUUUGAACUGUGCAAGGCAAAAUGCCAAAGUGAAUGGGAUGUCCAUAGAAGUUUCUAUUACGACAUGUAUUCUGCAUUUGAAUCCUUGAUCCUUCCUGCAGUUGGCAUCCAUCACGUUCACUAUUUGAUGUUUUACAUCUGCAGCACUAAGCCGGUUCUGUAUGAAACCUACAUCGAACGUCUAUGGACCAUGUUCCAAAACCCUUCAUCUCCGCUGAACAUUCGCAAAUCUUCUGCUGAUUAUCUUGCGUCGUUUCUAGGAAAAGCUGCAUUUGUGCCUAUGAAGGUCGUAAACUUCUGCUUAGAGCGAGUUUGUAAAUGGAUCCAUGCAUACCUAGACCGACAGGUAAAAGGUGAAGGGGUAGCUGUUUUCAAGAUCCGCGCACACGCUGCAUUUUAUGCAGCAUGCCAUAUUCCCUUCUAUGUUGUGGCUGCCAGACAUCAUGACUAUCUCGGCAAUAAAAAACUUCUUACCGAAUUGCAAGCGUUGGAUUUGACACGGAUUGUCAGCUCAUCGUUAAACCCAUUACGCUAUUGCCACGCAACGACCGUCAGACAAUUUGCUGAAUCGGCUUCACAUCUACAGUUUGUUUUCUUUGUGCAAUGUGGUGAAUUAGCGUCAAUGGGGGAUUUUUCUUGUUUUUUUUAUAUGGUACAAGUGUACUGACUUCGACGUAUUCUUACGUUGUUGUUUAUUUUUUCAAAAUUGCCUCGUUUUGACCAUGGAAAACAGCUGUUCCAUACCGUUUUUCUUUUUCGUGUUUUGUAUAAAAAGAAAAACCAAAAAUUCUUGACAUUGUCACGCAGAUGCCUCCCCAUGUUGCGGGAGAGCCGAGCAUCCAUGUCGAGAGAGUAAAUAUGCAUCAUAUAAAAUGAUUCCCUUUUUUUUUUUCCUUUCGAUAUAUUAAAAAAAAAAAAGUCAAAAAAUAUACUUUUGUAACCAAUGUGGUGAUGCUUUUGUUGUUGUUGAUUUCAUGUCGACGUCCUGGCCUUUUUUCGUCGUGACUUGUGUGUGUAUUUUUCCCCACUGUGUUCAUGCUGUGUCCUCCAUCUACUGCUCUACGACGUUCGUAUUUUUCAAUUAAAUAACUGCAGUUGAAUGUUUAUCUAUGAUGUGUGCCUCAUUAAGCAAAGUCUUAUUUUUUUCGGCCCAACUCAAUCGUUACUUUACAAGAAUAAUGACAUAACACAAACAUAUGCAAAAAAGAAAAAAAACACUACUGCGCCGUAUUUCUCGAGUAUUUCGCUUGUCUUAACGUAAUUUUAAAUUGUUUUUCCCCUUUUUUUCUUUUAUCGAAUUGGAUUUGUGUUGCAGGGAAUGCAGAGUAGUUGCAUCAUCUCUUCAUAAAUUCCUAUGUUAGUAUUCUUCUUCCUUGUUCUGAAACUUCCAUAUAUCUCAGCAAUGACGUGCGGACCAUUAUCCAGUUGAUGUCAUUCACCCCUCUUCAUUUUUCUGAUGUCUUAGGAUAUGAUUUCGCUACCCUUUUGAUAAAGAUUAUGUUAAAUCCCGUUCAGUAUGAAAUUUUCGUUUCGGGAAUCAAGGAAAAGAAAAUUACUUGUUGACGCUUGUGUUCGGUUUGGCAUGUUUACAAUACUGACCAUGCGUUUGAAGAAUAUCAUUUGCUGCUAUAAAUAAUUCUCCUGCUGUAUAGGGAUGCGAUCUUUUUGAUCUGUCUUCGUGCUUCGCCUUUUUCCUCUGAUUUUGUAGUAAACCCAGAUUUUUGUACGCGUUUUGUUAGACAUUAAUUAGCCACACUAGCAGAAGACAUUUUUACCACUUGGUUUUUCUUCGACAUGGGAGGGGGCCAAUUCAGGAUGCAAAAUGCAGAAUAACUAACUCGUUGUGUACAGCAUAUGUUUGUCCUUGCUUCCUUCCGGUUUUACGUGGAAUUCGGAUUAUUCCUAUACCUUUUUCUUCCUUCGUUUGUUUGUACUCUCUAUCUUUAUCGACCUACCGUAUUUACAAUUAAACAUACAUGCAUACAACAGCCUCCGACAAAAAAAAUAAUACUAUUUAUUGUGCAUUUC
Messenger RNA from Daphnia carinata, 2957 nucleotides. It is a transcript of the gene Tif-IA, whose product is annotated as RNA polymerase I-specific transcription initiation factor RRN3-like. Gene Ontology annotation, biological process: transcription initiation at RNA polymerase I promoter. Gene Ontology annotation, cellular component: nucleus. NCBI's taxonomy places the organism in Eukaryota, Metazoa, Arthropoda, Branchiopoda, Diplostraca, Daphniidae. Gene Ontology annotation, molecular function: RNA polymerase I core binding; RNA polymerase I general transcription initiation factor activity. The transcript has 7 exons. Bases 154 to 1596 code for a protein of 480 amino acids. The record is from RefSeq and is a predicted model, not a curated record.